This is a messenger RNA of Mastomys coucha (southern multimammate mouse), 3392 nucleotides long. RefSeq names its product zinc finger DHHC-type palmitoyltransferase 2 (gene Zdhhc2). The record is from RefSeq and is a predicted model, not a curated record. Gene Ontology annotation, cellular component: endoplasmic reticulum; Golgi apparatus. Gene Ontology annotation, molecular function: protein-cysteine S-palmitoyltransferase activity. The coding region runs from base 358 to 1458 and encodes 366 amino acids. Lineage: Eukaryota; Metazoa; Chordata; Mammalia; Rodentia; Muridae. The transcript has 13 exons. Gene Ontology annotation, biological process: peptidyl-L-cysteine S-palmitoylation; protein targeting to membrane.
CCCGCAUCCCUGCACCCGCCCGAGGGCGCAGCCCGCCGCGCCGUGGGAGGUGGCGAGGCGGGGACCAGGCGGGGACCAGGCGGGGGCGGAGCGGAGCUUCCCGCCUCCUCGUCGCCUUCGUCCUCCCGGCUCUGAGCCGCCGCCUCAGCCCGGCUGAGCAGCGGCAGUCCGCGGCGCCCGCUCGCCGCCGCGGGAUGGGGAGCUAGCGCCACGGCGGCCGCGGUGGCCGCAGCACAGCCAGCCGCCGCCCCCGGGCCUGUCCCGCCGGGUGCUCCGGGAGCUCCCAGCCCGGCCCCGAGCCAGGCCCGCGGGCGGCGGCGGCGGCGGCGGAGCUGGGCAGGUGUAUGCGGCUGGAAGAUGGCGCCCUCGGGCCCGGGCGGCGUAAGGCGGCGGUGCCGGCGGGUGCUCUACUGGAUCCCGGUGGUGUUCAUCAGCUUGCUGCUGGGCUGGUCCUACUACGCCUACGCCAUCCAGCUGUGCAUAGUGUCCAUGGAAAACAUUGGUGAACAAGUUGUGUGCCUCAUGGCUUAUCAUCUACUUUUUGCAAUGUUUGUCUGGUCAUACUGGAAAACCAUCUUUACAUUGCCCAUGAAUCCUUCAAAAGAAUUCCAUCUCUCUUAUGCAGAGAAAGAAUUGCUGGAAAGAGAGCCAAGAGGAGAAGCCCAUCAGGAAGUUCUGAGGCGAGCAGCCAAAGAUCUUCCCAUCUACACCAGGACCAUGUCCGGCGCAAUCCGAUAUUGUGACAGAUGCCAACUUAUAAAACCAGACCGCUGCCAUCACUGUUCCGUCUGUGAUAAGUGUAUUUUGAAGAUGGAUCAUCAUUGCCCAUGGGUGAACAAUUGUGUUGGAUUUUCAAAUUAUAAGUUCUUCCUGCUUUUCUUGGCUUACUCUCUGCUCUACUGCCUUUUCAUUGCUGCUACAGAUCUGCAGUAUUUUAUCAGAUUUUGGACCAAUGGUCUGCCUGAUACUCAAGCCAAGUUCCAUAUUAUGUUUUUAUUCUUUGCUGCAGCUAUGUUUUCUGUCAGCUUGUCCUCUCUGUUUGGUUAUCAUUGUUGGCUAGUCAGCAAAAAUAAAUCUACUUUAGAGGCAUUCAGAAAUCCAGUAUUUAGACACGGAACAGAUAAGAAUGGAUUCAGCUUGGGUUUCAGUAAAAACAUGCGACAAGUUUUUGGUGAUGAGAAGAAGUAUUGGCUGUUACCAAUAUUUUCAAGUCAAGGGGAUGGCUGCUCCUUUCCAACUUGCCUUGUAAACCAGGAUCCUGAGCAACCUUCCACUCCUGCAGGACUAAAUUCAACAGCGAAAAAUCCUGAAAACCAUCAGUUUCCUGCAAAGCCGCUGAGAGAGUCCCAGAGCCAUCUCCUUACGGAUUCUCAGACCUGGACAGAGAGCAGCUCAAACCCCAGAGAAGGCAAAGGUGGUAUGAGCAACCCUGCGUUAACUAUGGAGAACGAGACUUAACUCUACAAUCAAAACAAAACCACUCUUGUAAAGUACCAGUGCUGUGGAGCAAUGAAACAAGCUUCCAAUUGGAAGGCACCAUUGGCCAAUUGUCCCUGUAUCCCUCUGGCUAAAUAUGCAAAUUUUGUCUUCAGUGGUGGGGAUCAAACACAGCAGUAUGAAGAAUUUCAAGUAAUCACCAAACUGAUGCUUAAACAGAACACUGUUUAUUCCAAUAUAUAAACUUCUGUACUAAUACAAAUUACUACUAACCUUUAAAAGUCAUUAAAAGGAAACUAUUUUCUGCCAAAAAUUGAGAAAAAGUUUACGGGCCAAUGUUCAUUCAGAUAUUUGGGUUGUACAACUUAUCACAUAAUCCCAUUAUUCAUCUGAUAUUGCUUUAGAAGAUUUAGGUUAAUUUUAAGAUUUAAAUAAUUUCAAGUCAUGUUAUCAUGCUAAGCUGUACUCGGGAGCAGGUAAGAAAUCAUCCUUUAUUAAUUUUUUUCUGAUCUGAAACUAGCUUCAGAUAAGAGAGCUGCAUUAACUAUGAAUUCAUUAUGGAGGCCACCUAGCCUACACCUGAAGGUCAUUUAUCUGUUUGUGCCAGGGUUUAAUUCCAGUUCUAGACUUUGUCUCCCACUGGAAAAUUCAAGUAUGAACUCUGAAGCUCAAGUUCACUGUUCAAAACAAUUGGAUAAAAACUUUUGUCAGAAUUAAUAUAAUGUUUGGACAAAGAACUUAUAUCAGAAAUUUAUUUUCAUGUCUUCUCAUUUGAAAUCAGAGGGAAUAUAUGCUGAUUCUUAAGAAGAUUGCCUGGCAACACUCUUUUGUUGGUUUGGAUGUUAUCAAAUCUGUUUUUUUUAACUACUUGCUCGAUGUUAUCGUGAAAAGACUGAGUUUCUAAGCAUUUCUGAUAGAUCAAUGGAUUUUUCCUCUACAUACACCUGUAUCAUCUCUGUGUCUUUUUAUCAAAACUAUAAUUGUCAAUAUAUAUUUUUCCUCAAAUGCCUAUCAAGAUUUAAUUAUGCAAAUCAUUUUAAAAUGAGGAAGUCUAGUUUACCAUGAACUCAACAGUGUGCUGCUUAGAAAUGCAGUUUAGGGGAAACUAAAAUAAUGUGUUUGUUGAUGCCAAAACAUUUGGCCUCAGUAAGUACACUCAGAGAAGCUCUUGUGCCUUGUAUGCACUAUUUACAAAAAGGAAAACAUCUCAUUUAAAAAAAAAAUCUGAGAAGUAAGGUUUUUUUUAAAUUAACCAUUAGAAUAGUAAGUUGUGUGGUUCCUUUGGUACUAAUUUUGAGAAUUUCAAGUAGAUUAGCUUUUUAAAACAAACAGCUAAAUAAUUGAUGUAAGCAAGAAUUCACUACACACCGAAAGACCUGGAGAGAAUAGAAUAGUGAAAGAUCCUUGCCAUUACUCAUCCUUGCCAGAGUGUGUUUGCGUUUUCAGAGUGUUUUAGGAGAACUGAUGCCGGCACAGUUCGUUGUGGGAUCCAGUGGGUGCAGUUCUGUGCAUGAGGGCGGUGGUAGCUUUCACGGAUCUCAAGCUCGAGCGUUUGAGUUGACAAUCUACUUCAAAAGACUCAGAGGAUGACGUAUGCUUCCCCCUUUGUCUUUAAGCAUGUUUUGGUCAUGUGUCAUUACCGGAAGUGCCAGACUGGAGCUCAUAGCUCCUGCUAGAAGUCUUUUGGGAAGCAGCAUGUGGUGUAUUUGAAGAUCUAUGCAGCAGAUUUUCUGAUAGCACAGCGCUCCCUUAUCCAUUUUCCAGGGCAGGAGUCUAUUAGGCAUGUCCUUUUAUCAAAGUGGUAGCUGGUGGGGAUGGGGGUGGGUUACUGAAUACUGUUAUUUCUGCUCUCUUUAGGUCAUUUAUGUACUUACUUUAAAUACCUAAGUCCAUACACCUUAGAGUCAAAAUGGAAAAAAUAAAUUAAGAAAUAAAUUUUUUUCAGUAUGUUGUAA